AUGGCGGCCAUGGCGAGCACAUCAACACUAUAUUUUGACCCUGAUCUUCAUCCAGACGACACUUUACGUGCUUUUGACGAAUUUAUCCAGAGCUUCGAGCUCCGAUAUGAUGCACAAUAUCCUGAUCCUCCUAAAACAUCUCUAGAUGCGGCUAUUGAACGAUGGAAACUCGCAAACGAUGAUAAAAAGCCAACGCUUGAUGACUAUGACAACAUUCGCGACGAAUGGCGAUCAAAAGAUCGCGUGACAAAACUCAUCGGUAUAUUCUCAUCGAAACGAUUGUUUGCUGACUGGAAAGUCGCAGAACCGGAUGAUUCCAAAAGAGCUAAGGUGACGUGGAAAUAUUUCGUGACAACAAUGCAACAGCACUACAAACCAAACCAACAGAAAAUCUUACACUUAAAAACCACCAGUUCCGGUCUUUGGCACAGGACGCCCAUGAGUCAUUUCCGACAUUUUGCAAUCGCGUAUAUAAAGCAGCUCAACACUGCAAUUUCAAAUGUCACAAUGACGAUUGCACUGCCGAAGAUACAGCCAUACAUGACCAGAUUAUUAUUGGCACUACACAUGACAAGAUCAGAGAGGAAGCCCUCAAAAAUUCAUGGGACCUCCAACAAUUACGCAAGGAAGGAAUGCGAAUUGAAAGUGCCACCAAAGGACUGGAAGAGCUCAACAAUGAAAAUCCAGUCAACAAAAUGGGUAAAUACUCCUUUAAAAACAUGAAGAAAAAACCUGAGGCUGGAAAGCCCCGGUCAUGUUACUACUGCGGACAAGACAUCAAGACAUCCGUUAUUGCUCACCUCAAAUCCUGCAGAGCACGAACCAGCAAAUGUAACUUCUGUGAUGCAAUUGGCCACUAUGAAACUGUAUGUAGGAAGAAGAAAGCAAUCAAUGAACUGAAAAACGACAGCGAACAACAAGAACAUGAAAUCGAAGAUCACGACCACAGCGGCGUCUACAGCAUCAACAUCUUCAGAAUAACCGAAACACCUCAGCACCAACAACCUCAUAAGAGACGCAUGAAAACCAGAGAUUUCAACGCACAAGUCAUCAUCAACAAUAGCCUUGCAAACGUGUUGGCUGACACAGGUACAAGUAUCAGCGUCUGUGGAAGAGAGCAAGCGCAAAAAUGGAACCUCCUGUCCAGAAUGGUCCCAACCACGACCAAGGUCAAGCCAUAUAACAGCCCGACAAUACCAGUUAUUGGAAUUGCCAAAUGCGCUGUCACAUUUGGCUCCACAUCCAUUCCAGUUGAUUGGCACAUAAUUGAUACACCAUGUGAACCUGUACUUGCAGGACAAAGUGCAGUACAACUGGGGAUAAUCCAGUUUGACCCUCAGCCCGAAGUUUACCAACCAGUACAGAUGAUCCAGUGUAGCAAAAAGGAAGCGCUUCAAGACAUCUUAAAGAAAUAUCCGCAGAAUUUUGAAGGGCUUGGAAAGUUGAAAAACCACCAAGUUAAACUGCAUGUCGACCCCAGUGUUAAACCCGUUGCCUCCCCAGCUCGACCAGUGCCAUAUCACUUGAAGGAACGUAUCAGAACAGAGAUUGACAAGAUGGUAGCCCAAGAUGUCAUUGAAGAACAUCCACCAACAGAACCAGCACCUUGGGUGUCAAACGCAGUUAUUGCACCCAAAUCGGACGGCGCCAUUCGUAUGACCCUUGACGCUCGCAAUGUGAAUAAAGCGAUCCAAGCUUCCAACCUGCCCAUCCCAAGGCAAGAAGACAUUAAAGCUAAACUUAGCGGAGCGAAGGUGUUCUCGAAGAUGGACUUUAAAUCGGCAUUUUGGCAACUUGAACUCCACCCAGAUUCCCGGUACCUUACGGUGUUCCACGCAAACGAUAAACUAUACCGAUAUAAGCGACUCACCAUGGGCGUAAAGCCAGCACAAGGAGAACUUAACAUGGCUCUUCAACCGCUUUUCGCACAUAUUCCACAAGCACACCUCAUCCAUGAUGACCUUAUUGUUGCAACAGAAACCGAUGCAGAACACCAUUCCGCGAUUACUGCCGUCAUGCAAGCCAUCACUAACGCUGGUAUAACCCUUAAUCCAAGCAAGUGCACUUUCGGAGCCACUGAGAUCGAAUUCUGGGGUUUGCGUAUUGGUUCCGCAGGAGUACGACCAGAUCCCGCCAAAGUGGAAGCACUAAAGCACAUCACACCGCCUCGAUCAAAGGAAGAAUUGAUCAGUUUUCUCUGUAUGAUGCAGUCCAAUGCCGAUUUCAUUCCAAACUUCGCACAACACGCGGCCAAACUGAGAGAACUGACCAAGAAAAAUAGUCGAUUCACAUGGACGAAAGAACACCAUGCCGCUUACGAAGCAUUAAUCGAACGAUUCACAGUAAAUACCCUACUCGAGUAUUUCGACAUGAGCAAGCCAACUUUCAUUUUCACCGAUGCACACACUACUGGACUUGGGGCCAUGCUGGCACAAGGAGAUACACCAGAGAGCGCAAGACCAAUUGCCAUAGCUUCUAGAACAACAAACAAGGCCGAGCAGAGGUAUCCACAAAUCGACCUUGAGGCCCUUGGUAUUGAUUUUGCUCUACGACGAUUUCGCAACUAUAUCCUUGGUUCCCCAACCGAUAUCCAGGUUAUAACUGAUCAUAAACCAUUAUGCUCUAUCUUCAACGGCAACCGUAAAGGCUCGAUUCGUACAGAAAGAAUAAAGCUCCGCCAUCAAGACAUCAGAUUUACGGUAAUCUACCAGUGUGGGAAAGUUAACCAAUCCGACUACCUAUCCCGACACGCGAAACCAAUCGAGAAACUACCUCGGGAGGAACAAACUGAAGCGGAUGACCUCAAUAAUCUCCUGUACCUACUUCAUACAACACCAGCCAUCGACUGCGUGGGUAUUGGUGCUAUUGCACAAGCCACAAGUGAAGACCAGACUCUGCAAAAGAUAGCGGCACUCAUCAAGAAGGGACAGACUUGGAUCCCAAAGACAGAACCUGCCGAAGUUCAACGUUUUCGACCCAUCCUUCCACAACUCACAGUUACAGGAAAUGGCAUAAUCCUCAAAGAUGAAAGGAUCAUCCUUCCGACUAAGCUCCAAGAAAAAGCUAUCCAGAUUGCACACAAGGGAGCCCAUCCCGGACAGGAGGGGUUGAAGCGACGGCUUAGAUAUCAUUUCUUCUUCCACGGUAUGGAUAAGAAGGUGGAAGAGUUUGUAAAGUCAUACAGUAACUGCAAUGUAUUUGUGGAUAAGAAGACGAAGGAGCCGAUCAAACCACACCGAGUACCAGAGAAGUGUUGGGAAACAGUUGCAGUGGAUUUAUUCGGACCAAUGCCACAUCAUCUAAACAUGUGGUGGUAGUACAAGACCUAGCGUCAAGAUACCCUGCAGCAAAGUUAGUCACAUCAACAAAGGCAGACAAAGUCAUACCAGCCUUGACAGAAAUUUACGAAACAUACGGCAACCCAGAUGUACAGAUCUCAGACAAUGGUCCACCAUUCAACAGCAUUCAGAUGCAAAACUUCGCCAAGACCAAAGACAUCAAGUUACAGAAAUCACCACCACUACAUCUCUCCUCGAACCCAGUCGAAACCUUUUUGCGGCCCUUGGGCAAGGCCAUGAAAACUGGGCGUCACAGAGGUAUUCCCGAAAAAGAAAGCCUAAAAAAUGUCUUGAAAAACUACAGACAGACACGUCACCCGGCAACCAAUCUUCCACCGGCAGCUAUGAUUUUCCACCAUGGAUAA
Paramuricea clavata is the source of this 3703-nucleotide messenger RNA. Lineage: Eukaryota; Metazoa; Cnidaria; Anthozoa; Malacalcyonacea; Plexauridae. The record is from the annotation of a GenBank genome assembly.